Messenger RNA from Salvelinus fontinalis (brook trout), 6106 nucleotides. Its product is annotated as LRRN4 C-terminal-like protein. The coding region runs from base 821 to 1567 and encodes 248 amino acids. NCBI's taxonomy places the organism in Eukaryota, Metazoa, Chordata, Actinopteri, Salmoniformes, Salmonidae. The transcript has 4 exons. Gene Ontology annotation, molecular function: protein binding. The record is from RefSeq and is a predicted model, not a curated record.
UGGAUAUUCUACCUUAAUCCUUCUCUUGGUCCAGCUUGUGCAACUGUUUCAAAGUGUUGCUUUGUUUUGACAUUUAAGCUCAGCCUCUCUUCAGUGGAAAUAAUGAAGUAUUCUAUUCUGUUGAGCUUUGAUUUCAGAGCGGCAGGUCGGCAAGUCCAGUCAAGUUAUUUGGUGAUCUGACCUCGUUCAAACCCUGAACACUUGCCUCCUCCAUGUUUGAUGACAGCAUGUGCAUGUAGAACAUUCUUAACCAGCCAGUGUUUGGGACAGUCAUACAGCCAGUAAAGGGGGAGAAGGAGAGGUGAACCAUUGAGGGAAAGGGUUCGGUGGCACUGACGCGUGUCUGAGGGUGAGAGAUGUGUGUGAAUCAGCCUGGGCAGCAGACAGAAUCACCCCCAACCAUUCACUGUGCUCCAGCCCUGACAGGCAGAAAGAGCCUUAUUAAUGAACAGGGCCUGCUCUGAAAAAAAACUGCACAUGCCAAUGGAAUGUAAUAGGAGUUAAUGUGGUAGUUACCUCACAUACAGGGGCAGCAAGUGAGAGGCACACACACACACAUUGCCAAACCCCCAUGGAACAGAGAGAGAGGUGCAGCGGGAAGAGAGGGAUAGUGAUAGAGCAAACGGGGGGGUGGUAGAGAAAGCAGAGAAGGGUGGAUGGGGGAGGGAGAAAAGAAGGAGGUGAUUGUUGGGGAGUUAGGAAGAAUGUAUAAAACGAGGGCCAGAGAGAAGGGGAGAGAGUCACUGAACAGAAAGAGAGAGAAGAAACAUUGGUGGCAAGAUUUCGAAAGCAAUAAAGGACUAUCGAAAAAUCAGAUACCAUGUCCACCAAUAAGGAUUGUCCACCUCCACUGAUAAUCCUCUUACUGGCCCUUCUUAAUGGCUCCUCCUCCUUUGCCGCACCUUCUGACGUCUCAUGGACCAACCACACAGCCACCCUGCCUCUGAGGCCAAACGGAGACACGUACGACCUAUUGCAGCUCCACUCAGACGACUACUACGAUACAUUUACGGAUCCACCCAGUCACCCCCCACCUGCCCCCUCACAGGGCACCAAUCCUCAACCCUGUGACUAUGACCCCUGUCGAGAGCAACAGCCUCCCUGUUCCCAGCUAGCAGCAUCCAGCGGCUGCCUGUGUCCGGGGGUGAGUGGGCCCCAUGUGGCCCCAGAGGCUCCCUACCUGAAGAGACUGUCUAUGGACGGUUCAGGAGUUGUGGUUCAGUGGUGUGCACCAUUGUCUUUCGUGACCCAUUAUAAGGUGGUGGUGGGUACGCUGGAGCCAUUGGUGUUUGGUGUAGACCAGAGGAGUGGUACUGUGAGGGGGAUGGGGCAGGGGGCAGAGGUGUGUGUGGUGGCGGUGAAUUAUGUUGGAGUCAGUGAGCGUCAGGAGGGGUCCUGUACGAUGUACGAGCCCCCUGGGGACAGCAGUGUGGCCCUCAAAGCUGGGCUGAUCGGAGGGGCCCUGGGGCUCCUGUUGCUCCUCUCACUGGCUGUCCUGCUAUGGAGGCACAGGGCUCGGAGAAAAGCAGAUGCCAGGAUCACCCAGGCCACAGAGGAAACACUAUGAGAGGACUGAGGGUGGGCUAUGGUAGAGGUUGACUCAGGGGUGGCUAUCUAGGGCUGAGAAUAGAGACAUUUUAUUCCUACUCUUAUGGUUAAAAAUAAAAGCUAUGCAGGAAGGCUCUUUAGUCAUAAGUUUCACACCAAGUUGACAGAUAUUUAGGAGACCUCAUGAGCUCUCCUAACCAGUUAAAAGUUACCAGCAGAUGUCUUGAUAAUAGAACAAUGCAGUGAGUCAGUGGUUCCUCCUGUGCCACAUGCAAUUGCUUUGGAGUUGUUAAAAGACUGUUUUGAUAUUUCUAUAUGAUCAAUCCAUAAAUAAUCUAGACCUACAUGCAACAGUACCUCUCGCGCUUUUGACAAUGAUUUCACAUGAGGCCUAUUUCACAAAUACUUAGGCUCAUAAAUAAACAUGUUUUUCUUUCAAUUAUUUAACUACCUACAUCAUGUUAUUUCAAGUUAUCCAUUUGGAGAGCAACAUCACCUUGAAUUUUAGGACUCCUUUAGGUAGUCAUUGGAACAGUCAUUGGGGCUUAUAAAUUCAGGGGAUUAUAAUAAUAUGAAUUCAGCCUUUACUACUCAAGCCCAUAGAAAGGCAUUGAAUAACACAUUCAUGAAUGUUAAAAAGACAAUAAAAAAAUAUCUUAUAAAGAAUACAGUUUUGAAGUGUCUAUCUAGGAGAUAUAAGAAAGCUCAGGAAAUACACUACAUGAUCAAAAGUAUGUGGACACUCAAUAAAUCAGUCAAUGAAUCAUAUGUAUUUAUAAAGCCCUUUUUACAUCAGCUGAUGUCACAAAGUGCUGUACAGAAACCCAGCCUGAAACCCCAAACAGCAAGCAAUGCAGAUGUAGAAGCACGGUGGCUCGGAAAAACUCCCUAGAAAGGCAGAAACCUAGCAAAAAAUCUAGAGAGGAACCAGGCUAUGGGUGGCCAGUCCUCUUCUGGCUGUGCCUGGUGGAGAUUAUAAGAGUACAUGGCCAUUUAAGGCCAGAUUGUUCUUCAAGAUGUUCAAACGUUCAUAGAUGACCAGCAGGGUCAAAUAAUAAUCACAGUGGUUGUAGCGGGUGCAACAGGUCAGUACCUCAAGAGUAAAUGUCAGUUGAGACAACUGUACAAUCAUCAAGAUUAAUUGUCAGAUCCAACAGCAGAUCUCUUUGUUUCUUGGGACCUAGAACUAGCAUCUCUGUUUUGUCCGAGUUUAAACGCAAAACAUUUGCCGCCAUCCACUUCCUUAUGUCUGAAACACAGGCUUCCAGGGCAGAACAAUUUUGAGGUUUCACCAUGUUUCAUCGAAAUGUACAGCUGUGUGUCGUCUGCAUAGCAGUGAAAGUUGACAUUGUGUUUCUGAAUGAACUCACCAAGAGGUAGAAUAUAUAGUGAAAACAAUAGUGGUCCAAAAACGGAACCUUGAGGAACGCUGAAACUUACCAUUGAUUUGUCAGGGGGCAAACCAUCCACAGAGACAAACUGAUAUCUUUCAGACAGAGGCAAGAACAUGUCCGUGUAGAUCACUUAAGGUUUCUAAUCUCUCCAAAAGAAUGUGGUGAUCGAUGGUGUCAAAAGCAGCAUUAAGGUCUUGGAGCACGAGGACAGAUGCAGAGCCUUGGUCUGGCGCCAUUAAAAGGUAAUUUACCACCUUCACGAGUGCUGUCUCAGUGCUAUGAUGGGGUCUAAAACCAGACUGAAGCAUUUCGUAUAUAUAUUAUUUGUCUUCAGGAAGGCAGUGAGUUGCUGCACAACAGCUUGUUCAAAACAUUUUGAGAGAAAUAGGAGAUUCGAAUAGGCCGAUAGCGUUUUACAUUUUCCAGGUCAAGGUUUGGCUUUUUCAAGAAAGGCUUUAUUACUGACACUUUUAGUGAGUUUGGUACAACAUAGGGGGGCCAAGCACAGGAAGUAGCUCUUUCAGUAGUUUAGUUUGAAUAGGGUCCAGUAUGACGGUUUGACGGUUUAGAGGCCAUGACUAUUUUCAUGAAUAUGUCAAGAGAUACAGGAUUUAAAAAACUUGAGUGUCUCCAUUGAUCCAGGUCCUGGGAGUUCUGUGCAGUCUCAGGACAACUGAGCUUUGGAGAAAUACACAGAUCCAAAGUGAAGUCCGUAAUGAUCGUGAUCUUUUCAUCGAAGAAGUUAAUGAAUUUAUCACUGCUGAAGUGAAAGCUAUCCUCUUUUGUUGAAUGCUGCUUUUUAGUUAGCUUUGCGACAGUAUCAAAAAUGUAUUUAGGAUUGUUCUUAUUCUCCUCCAUUAGGUUGGAAACAUAGGAUGAUCGUGCAGCAGUGAGGGCUCUUCGAUAUUGCACAGUACUGUCUUACAAGCUAGUCGGAAGACUUCCAGUUUGGUGGCGUGCCAUUUCCUUUCCAAUUUUCUGGAAGCUUGCUUCAGGGCUCGGUAUUUUCUGUAUACCGGGAAGCAAAUGUCUUGUGACAAAUAUUUUUUGUUCUUAGGGGAUCGACUGCAUCUAGGGUAUUACGCAAAGUUAAAUUAAGAUCCUCAGUUAGGUGGUUAACCGAUUUUUCUACUCCGACGUCCUUGGGGAUUAGGAUAUUGAAUUUGAAUUGAAUACUUUUGAAUUUGUAAUGCACAAAUGUAAUCAUUAAAUUCCUAAAUUGAACUUCUAUUUCAUGAUUUGAAACUGAAUUGAAUAAAUAUUGCAUUCAGAUUAAAAAUUAUAUUUCAAUUUAAUUCAAUAUUCUAAUUCAAUAUUUAUAUAUUCAGUUUCAAUAUGGUAGAUAUCACAGUCAUUUUCUGUGUAUCAAGUUUACAAACCAUUAUUUCAAGUUGACCAAAGUUUCAUAAUUUCUCAGAUCCAUUCAGAUACAGUUUUCAAAUUUAGUUUUCAAAUUCAGUUUCUAAAUUCAGUUUCUAAAUUCAUAUUCAAAACUGGUCACAACAUCUGGGUACUUUGACAGCCAGGAAAAGUAGAAGAACAAUGAUAAAUCUUACUCUCUUCCAACAAUGAUAAAUCUAACUCCCUACACUCGGGCUCCCGAGUUCCGCAGCGGUCACAUGCUGACCAGACUGGACACGUCGCGUGCACGAGCGUCGCAAAAUAAAUGUUGAAAUCCAUCUUUUUCAAUUAUUGCACACACACUGCUCGCGCCCGCUAACGAGUGUCUGCAAUGCCAAGGGCUAACACGGAACCCAAACCGUCUGCGCGCGUGCGCCAUCGUGCGCUAUCGUGCAUACAUUUAUUUUGUCCCACUACACCAAACACACAGGUUAAAAUAUCAAAACAAAUUUGGGGACAGGUCGAAAAGCAUUAAACAUGUAUGGAAAUUUAGCUAGUUAGCUUGCAAUUGCUAGCUAAUUUAUCCUAUUUAGCUAGCUUGCUGUUGCUAGCUAAUUUGUCCUGGGAUAUAAACAUUGAGUUGUUAUUUUACUUGAACUGCACAAGGUCCUCUACUCCGACAAAUUAAUCCACACAUAAAACGGCCAACUGAAUCGUUUCUAGUCAUCUCUCCUCCUUCCAGGCUUUUUCAUCGUUGAACUUAUAUGGUGAUCGCAUCUAAACUUUCAUAGUAUUACCAGACUACCGGCAAAACAGUUCGUCUUUCAAUCACCCACGUGGGUAUAACCAAUGAGGAGAUGGCACUUCGGUACCUGCUUCUAUAAACCAAUGAGGAGAUGGGAGAGGCAGGACUUUCAACGCGAUCUGCGUCAGAAAUAGAAAGGAGUUCUAUUUUAGCCCUUGGCAUCGCACGCGAGCAGUGUGGGUGCAAUAAUUGAAUAACAUGGAUUUCAAAAUGUAUUUUGCGACACUCGCACACGCAACGUGUUCGGUCUGGUCAGCAUGUAAAAUAGAACUCCUUUCUAUUUCUGACGCAGAUCGCGCUGAAAGUCCUGCUUCUCCCAUCUCCCAUUUUGCGUUUAAUUUAAAUUCAUCAGAGGAACCAAAACGGCACAAAACAGGCUUCUUAUGAAGCUGCAGAUGUAAAGGACAAAUUUUGCGUCAUGAUUCAUCUACAGCAGGCAAGUCAAGUAGAUGGAGGUCUUUCGACGGUCAGACGCGGAGGCUGAGGCUGCUUACACUCUACGACGGGUACACUUCACCCAUCUGGACUUCCUGGGGGACACUUUUAGACCAUGGUAAAGCUAGGACAAUAUGGCCACACCAUCUCCAACUACAAGACCAGUACAUGAUAAAAUGUACAAUGAGCCCAGAAGACACCCCCCCUCAGUGCAACCAUCAGUCCAAGCCCCAAUGGACCAAGCACAAAGUGGGUCAAGUCCAGAUGGAGAGACACCCCAGUCCUCCAGAAGGAGAUUCCAUCCCAGUGGGAAUAAUCAGGCAAAGAAGGAGGUAUAUGCCAAAGUUCUUGCUUACCUACGAGAACCAGCACCCACAGCCACAGAGUCUGAUCCAUCUGCAGUUUCUGGGAUGCUACCAAGACUUCAAUUGAUGGCCAAAAGUGGACAUCCAGCAACUGCUGCUAAAGUAUCUUUUUCAAGAUUUAAAUAGCGAGUGAGAAUUGAGAGAGCAGAGAUAUUGAAAUGGUGAAUUAUGUUUGUAUGUAUUCAUUGUGCAUACAUUAUUAAAUCGAUUAACCUACA